Penaeus monodon (black tiger shrimp) is the source of this 732-nucleotide messenger RNA. RefSeq lists its product as uncharacterized. The transcript has a single exon. NCBI's taxonomy places the organism in Eukaryota, Metazoa, Arthropoda, Malacostraca, Decapoda, Penaeidae. The coding region runs from base 1 to 732 and encodes 243 amino acids. The record is from RefSeq and is a predicted model, not a curated record.
AUGUAUCAUACUGUCAAGCUCAGCACAAUGGAUGAACAUACACACAGAUUUUUAUGGAGGGAUUUGGAUGACAAUAGACCACCUGAUCAGUAUGCUCUUACCACAGUAACGUUUGGAGAUAAACCUAGUGGUACCAUAGCUACGCUAGCAUUGAGACGCACUGUAGAGAAAUUUGGCAAAGAAUAUCCGGAUGUGCAAGAUAUGAUUAUUAACAAUACUUAUGUUGAUGACAUACUGUAUUCUACUGAUACUGUUGAGAAUGCAUUCAAGUUAAUACAGGAUGCGGAGAAGAUAUUGUGUCAGGGAAGUUUCAGAGUUAAACAUUGGAUUGUCAGUGGGCAUUAUGAAAGCAGCAAGGUCAAUGUGAUAAAAUCUGACCAUGAGAAGAUCUUAGGAUUGAAAUGGAACCCGUUGGAUGAUCAUUUUUUCUUCACCGUAAAACUUAAUUUUUCUUCAAGAAUAAGAAAGGUCAGAAGUGGUCCGAAUUUAAAUUCAGAUGAAAUUGAUGAUAUAUUUCCAGAACAUUUGACACGCAGAAUGAUAUUGAGUCAAAUUGCUUCCAUAUAUGAUCCAUUAGGGUUUGCUGUACCAGUAUUGCUCAAAGCGAAAAUUUUGAUGAGGCUCGUGAUUUCCAAAGUGAAUCGAAAGAUGGCGGAAUCAAGUGGGAUGAUCCACUUGAUAUUUCCAUGGUUAAGGAAUGGAAGAUGUUUUUCAAGGAAUUGUAUGAGUUAG